UGACUUAAUGCAGUUGUUAUUUUGAAACAACCAAUAUGGCUGCGCCCACAAAACACAUAAAAAAGUGACACAGUACCAAAAUGGAUGAUUCAAGUGUAUUUGAAACUGAAUUAAAUUUUUGCCCAGAUUGUGGAACAAUCCUGCCAUUGCCUGGAACAGAAGAAUUUGUUGCAUGUCUAAAAUGUGGAUACAAGCUUGAUUUAACAAAAUUCCAUGGUGUAUCUGUUGAAUAUAAUUUAACAUAUAAUAAUAUGGAAGAAAUUCUGACUAAUAUGGGGAAAGAUAUGGAAGGUGUAUCAUCAGGACCAAUGGCUGAUCGAACAUGUUCUAAAUGUGGAAAUGAAGGAAUGACAUAUACAACACGUCAGACGCGCGGUGCAGAUGAAGGUCAAACAGUUUUUUAUGGUUGUCCAGAAUGCAAACACCAAGAAAUAGAAUAUUCCUGAUUUAGACUUAAUAACCCAUAAUGCUAGUGGCAAGGUUUUGUGGGAAAAUACUUUGCACUCAAGUAGUUUUAUAGCAUAAUAGUCUACAUGGUUGUAACUAUUAUAAAGAUCUAUGUUACAUAAUAUUUACUUAUUGUUAAUAAACUUAUAUAUUUACAUA
Molecule: messenger RNA, 606 nt
Organism: Patella vulgata (common limpet)
Lineage: Eukaryota; Metazoa; Mollusca; Gastropoda; Patellidae
Product: DNA-directed RNA polymerase I subunit RPA12
Exons: 5
Coding region: 81-446 (121 amino acids)
Biological process (GO): termination of RNA polymerase I transcription; DNA-templated transcription
Cellular component (GO): RNA polymerase I complex
Molecular function (GO): nucleic acid binding; DNA-directed RNA polymerase activity; zinc ion binding
Source: RefSeq, a predicted model, not a curated record